Molecule: messenger RNA, 828 nt
Organism: Lottia gigantea (owl limpet)
Lineage: Eukaryota; Metazoa; Mollusca; Gastropoda; Lottiidae
Exons: 1
Coding region: 1-828 (275 amino acids)
Biological process (GO): DNA replication
Molecular function (GO): nucleotide binding; DNA-directed DNA polymerase activity; DNA binding
Source: RefSeq, a predicted model, not a curated record
AUGAAUGAGAUCUGCGCCAUAUUAAAAGAAUACAAUGAAAGUGACACUGAAGGAAUAAUAGAUUUAUUCAAAGAAUACAGUGUUAACUCAAAAGAUAAAACGGAAGUUCACGCUAAACUUAAAGAACUGGACUAUUCUAAACUGAUGGCAUUUGACGCUAGAGCAAGAGCGUUUCUACCAGAAGAAGAAAAAGACAAUAAACAAAAAUUCAGACCUAGAACUGCUAUUUUAAAAGUCUGGUUUGAAUAUCCCAAAAAAAUGUUCUUUCAAGCCAUACCAGCUAAAGAUAAAAUAACUUUUACGAAUAGAAUAGGUAAGAAGGAAACUGGCACUAAAAUCAGAUUCAGAAAUGGUUUCUGCCACGAUGUUUUAACAUCGGUUGAUAUUCAAGAAAUAGUGAAAUCCGGUGGUAAAAUUAUUAAAAUAUUAGAUGGUAUAGUUUACGAAGAAAAUUUUAAAACUCCACCAUACAGAGAUUAUAUUUUAAUUUUGAAGGGAUUAAGGAAUAAAUACAAAAAAGAAGGAGAUAUGGUUGCUAGUAAUUGCAUGAAAUUAUUAGGUAAUUCCUUAUACGGUAAAUCUAUUCAGAAGGAUAUAAAUACAUCGAGACAUCUAUGGAGUGAAUCGACUUUUAAAGCCAACUUCGAUUCACACGUCAAAAGCUAUGAAAAAGUAAAUGAUAGUCAAUAUAUAGUUGAGAUGAAUGAAGAAGAAAAAGAGUUUGUUCCUCCAAAGGAUUUUACUAGAUUAACACCCGCUCAUUUAGGUGCAUUUAUAUUAUCUCACAGUAAAAAAAAUAAUGAACAAUUUCAUUCACGUAACUUCUGA